This is a messenger RNA of Staurois parvus, 360 nucleotides long. The record is from the annotation of a GenBank genome assembly. Lineage: Eukaryota; Metazoa; Chordata; Amphibia; Anura; Ranidae.
AUACAGACUGCUUCUACAAACAUUUGUGAAAGAAUGGGUCACUCUCAGGAGCUCAGUGAAUUCAAGCGUGGUACCACGAUAGGUUGCCACCUGUGCAAUAAGUCCAUCCAUGGAAUUUCCUUGCUACUAAAUAUUCCACGGCCAACUGUUAGUGGUAUUAUAACAAAGUGGAAGAAAAUGCGGACAACAACACCUCAGCCACGAAAUGAGUGGGGUCAGUUCAUGCUGGAGCACACAGUACGCAGAAGUCGCCAACUGUCUGAAGAGUCAAUAGCUAAAGACCUCCAAACUUCAUGUGGCCUUCAGAUUAGCACAACAGCAGUACGUAGAGAGCUUCAUGGAAUGGGUUUCCAUGGCUGA